AGAUGGGAAAACGAGACAAGAAACAGAGACACCAACAUAGAACCUCCCACAGAGCUGCCUAUCACUACACUGACCAAGGUGAAGAAGGCGUCAGUUUCGAAAGUCAUGCUGCUUCUAAGUUCAAUCUUUCUGAAGAAGAAGAAGAAGAUGAUGAAGUAGAAGAAAAAGACCAAGAUGAACAAGAAGAAGAAGAAGAAGAAGUAGAGACUAAGGACACUGAUGAAUACCCAUCAAACGAUAUGCCCUCAAAGUUUCUUCUUUAUCAACAAUCUGUACAGUCGCCAAAAGGAGAUAUAAGCUAUUUGCAGAAGUUCUUUCUGAUGUAUGUGGGUGGGAGGCAACCUCUCCAUCUCCAGGAAGAUUUUUGUGGCACUGCUCUUCUUAGUGCAGAAUGGCUCCGCACAGACUCUAGAAGGACUGCUGUAGGGUUGGAUUUGGAUGUGGAAGCACUAGACUGGUGCAUGGAGAACAACAUUAAUAAAAUUGGGUCUGAUGGGUAUUCCAGAAUUUCCCUCUUCCAUGGGAAUGUCUUGCAACCGCUCGAGGCCAAGCUGAUUGAGUUUGAGCCCCAAGAGCUGAUAAGAAAUAUUUCGCUCACUCAAAAGACAGAUGUUCCUGAGAGUGGUGGACUUGAUUCUGUUCCCAAAGGGGGUUCUUCUCCACAUAAAGGGAAGUACAUGAAGAACCAUCCGUUGCCUGCUAGAGACAUCGUGUGUGCUUUUAACUACAGCUGUUGCUGUCUCCAUCAACGUGCUGAACUUGUUUUGUAUUUCAAGCAUGUUCUCAAUGUCUUGUCAAAGAAAGGUGGAAUAUUUGUAAUGGAUUUAUACGGCGGUACAUCAUCAGAGUGCAAGCUAAAGCUUCAAAGGAAAUUUGCCAAUUUCACGUAUUUUUGGGAGCAAGCAGAAUUCGAUAUCAUUGAGCGCAAAACAAGGAUUAGUCUCCAUUUCCAUCUCAAAAAGCAGCAGAAGAAACUUCGACAUGCAUUUUCGUACAGCUGGAGGCUGUGGUCAUUGCCUGAGAUUAAAGACUGCUUAAAAGAGGCAGGUUUUCAAUCUAUUCAUUUUUGGUUGCGUGAGAUGCAAGACACCAGAGAAAUCAGAAAAACAGAAGGUUUUGGUGCUGGGCGAGACAUAAAAUAUGAAGAGGUUACGAAAUUUGAGCAACAAGAUGCUUGGAAUGCAUAUGUCGUAGCUGUUGCCUAGCUUCAUCUUAUCAAGUCCCAACUAUGCAACAAUUGCAGAGUUUGCAACUUUGCACUGGCCAGGAAAAACUUCCCUGAGGUUGGUCAUGGUUCUAGUGUAAUGCUAAUAACUUCCGAAGUCAUGGACUCUUAACAAUGAUAUUCUGUCAUUGUGUCUUUUG
Fragaria vesca subsp. vesca is the source of this 1365-nucleotide messenger RNA. RefSeq lists its product as uncharacterized. NCBI's taxonomy places the organism in Eukaryota, Viridiplantae, Streptophyta, Magnoliopsida, Rosales, Rosaceae. The record is from RefSeq and is a predicted model, not a curated record. The coding region runs from base 3 to 1205 and encodes 400 amino acids. The transcript has 6 exons.